GCGCGCUGAGUGGCGCCCGAUUCAAACCGGGGGCCGGCCUGGGGACCUGGAGAGAGAAGUAGCGGUGUCAUCCCGGGUGACGCUUUCUCCUGUGUUCCUCGUCAGGUGAGCCGGCCCGCCGCCGCGGGGGCCGGGACUGCGGCGAGUGCGACCCGCCGCGAGGAUGGCGGUCUCCACCGUGGUCUCGAAGCGGAUCAAGCGCAAGGCGCCCCGCGCCUUCCUCCGGCGCACCUUCAAGCAGAAGAAGCCGCACCUCCGCCUGGAGACCGCCUGCGACCUCCUGAUUCAUUUGAAUUGCUUGCUCUUUGUACAUCGAUUGGCAGAAGAGUCCAGGACAAAUGCUUGUGAAAAUAAAUCUAGAGUUAUCAAAAAGGAUCAUGUACUGACUGCAGCAAAGGUAAUUCUGAAGAAGAGCAGAGGUUAGAAGUCAACAGAUGUUUAAGAAUUAUAUGAUGUGUUAAUUUAAAUGACAACACAUCAUUAAGGCAUUUUUAUGUGAAUCAGUUUAUAUUGUGGAUUAUUAAAACAUUAAUUAUAUGAGCAAUGUGUGCACUUUUAGGAAUUAUGUUUUAUUCAUUUUAAAUGGCUUCUCAGUUUUCUUUCUGCUAUUGUGCUUUGUAUAUAAAAAAUGAAAUCAUACUCUAUUGAAUAGCUUGAAGAGAUAUACCCCUUAGACUUGAGCUUAUGUCUGUGGAUUUAAGCCGGAAUUUUGCAGUGAAUUUAAUUUUUGAGAGAAAGUAGUAUACAUUAAAAUCUAGAACAUUUUAAAUAUGUUAAUAUUUGACAGAUUCAGAAAGCAUUUCUGUCUGAUUUUGUUUUGCACUAAUAGUAACAGUAAACUUUCUCAACUAGAAGAUUGUAAGUAUUAGCCAGUUUUUAUAAACCUGUUUCUCUCUAUAAACCAUAAACAAGUUCUGAAACAAACUACCUGCUUUCUUCAAAUCAUGGGAUUUAGUAGAUAAAACAUUUCCCCACAGCAGUCUUUUAGAAGCUUAUUGUAUAUUAUUCAGUAUUUAGCUCUAAAUUUUUUUUCUGAGAUAAUUACAGAUUGUGUAUGAAGUUGCAAAGCUAAUAUAAACAUAUACUCUACACCAGUUCUUCAGUGAUUAUAUCUAACAUAUCAAAAACAGGAAUUUGGUAAUUGCUAUAGUAUAUAUGUAGCUCCAUGGUCUUUUAUCAUGUGUGCAGAUUCAUGUAAUUGCUGUAGGCGGUAUAUAGAACUGCUUCGGUACCUCAAAGAUCUUGAUUCUGUCACAUACUCAUCCAGGUACAAUAUCCUCUUCCAGACUGCCACCUUAACCAACUCUUCUGAGAAUGUUCUAUAAAUGGGAGCAUGUAAAGAAAUAACCUUUGAAAAUUUUUUGUUGUUUCAUUUUGGUUUUCACUCAGUAAUAUCCUGAUGAGCUGUUCAAGUCAUUGUAUAUGUUUACUGCUAAGCGGUCUUGAUGCACUAUACUUUGUAUAGCUGUUUGCUUAUUGAAGGAUAUUUUGAUAUGUCUAAUUUGGGAAUUGUUAUAAAUAAAAUUUCUAUGAAUAGUUAUAAA
This is a messenger RNA of Mesocricetus auratus (golden hamster), 1544 nucleotides long. RefSeq names its product centromere protein W (gene Cenpw). Gene Ontology annotation, molecular function: DNA binding; protein heterodimerization activity. Lineage: Eukaryota; Metazoa; Chordata; Mammalia; Rodentia; Cricetidae. Gene Ontology annotation, cellular component: nucleoplasm; kinetochore. Gene Ontology annotation, biological process: chromosome segregation; kinetochore assembly; mitotic cell cycle. The transcript has 3 exons. The record is from RefSeq and is a predicted model, not a curated record. The coding region runs from base 164 to 424 and encodes 86 amino acids.